AUGGCCCGCACCAACACCCAGAUCUUCCUGGCGAACCGCCCGCCCAACGACGGCGCCAUCGACCCCAAGCUCGGCGCCACGUUCGACCAGCGCCGCGUGCCCGUGCCCGAGCAGCUGCCCGCCGACUCGGUGCUCAUCGAGGUCAAGUAUCUCUCCUGCGACCCGGCCAUGCGCGGCUGGCUGCGCGACGCGCGCUCCUACCUGCCGCCGGUGCAGAUCGGCGAGACAAUGCGCGCAGCCGGUCUCGGCGUCGUCGUCGCCAGCACUUCGUCUGCCUUCCAGGUCGGCGACGAGGUCAGCGCCACGACGGGCUGGCAGACGCACGCCGUCAUGCCGGCCAAGCAGGUCGAGAAGCUGCCGAAGCGCGAGGGCGCAGAGCUCAUCGACGCCCUCGGCGUGCUCGGCAGCUCGGGCAUGACGGGCUACUGGGGCCUGUUCGACGUGGCUGGACUCAAGGGCGGCGAGGUGGUCGUCGUCACCGGCGCGGCGGGAUCGGUCGGCAGCGUCGUUGUGCAAUUGGCCAAGCUCAAGGGCUGCACCGUCAUCGCCACGGCCGGCUCCGACGACAAGGUGCGCUGGCUCAAGGAGGAGCUGGGCGCCGACGCCGCAUUCAACUACAAGUCGCCGACGUUCUCGGCCGACCUCAAGAAGUGCUGCCAGAAGGAGUACAAAUUUGUCGACGUCGUGUUCGACAAUGUCGGCGGCGAGCAGCUCGACGCGCUGCUGCUGUGCCUGCGCCGCUAUGCCCGCAUCGCGCUCUGCGGCGCCAUCUCGGACUACAACCGCGCCCCGGCCGGCCUGCGGAACUACCAGACUCUGAUCGCCAUGGAGGCGAAGAUCCAGGGCUUCAUCGUCUUCACCUACGCGUCGCGCUACGAGGAGGCGCGCCAGCAGCUGGCGAAGUGGAUCGGCGAGGGCAAGCUGAAGCGCAACUUCUGCUACGCCGAGGGCGGCAUCCUUGGCACUCCGCAGGCGCUCGUCGAUCUGUUCUCCGGCGUGAACAAGGGCAAGAUGGUCGUCCCUCUCUAG
Messenger RNA from Tilletiopsis washingtonensis, 1029 nucleotides. RefSeq names its product NAD(P)-binding protein. The transcript has 6 exons. The record is from RefSeq and is a predicted model, not a curated record. Lineage: Eukaryota; Fungi; Basidiomycota; Exobasidiomycetes; Entylomatales. The coding region runs from base 1 to 1029 and encodes 342 amino acids. Gene Ontology annotation, molecular function: oxidoreductase activity, acting on the CH-CH group of donors, NAD or NADP as acceptor.